Lolium perenne is the source of this 1684-nucleotide messenger RNA. RefSeq lists its product as uncharacterized. The record is from RefSeq and is a predicted model, not a curated record. Lineage: Eukaryota; Viridiplantae; Streptophyta; Magnoliopsida; Poales; Poaceae.
ACCGAUGGGGAUCAUCAGCUCCGAUCAGCCGCGCCCUGGCCUGCGGCACCCCCCGGCCGAUGCCGGUGCCGGUGCCGGUGCCGAUCGAGAUUGUCCGGCGAGCUGCCUUCUCCGCAUCACUGCCAUCAUCGACAGCCGGACCAACGCAUCCACCGCCUGCUGCGAUACCGACGACGUACACAAUGCCUCGAAAAUCCAGAUCACCUUCGUCAUCGCCGACCCUCCUCAGGUCUCCUACUUCUGCGCCUACUGCACCGGAUCUAUCUUCACCGAGAAGCCGACCAUCGUCCACACGGAGGGCAAUCUCGCCCUCCUCUACACCAGCGUUUCGAAACCGAACUGCUACGGGCUCGACCGGUACGCCUUCUAUGUCUACCACGCUAACGGCGGCUCCGGCGGGGGGCCGUCCCUCAACAUACUCCCGCAGCCCAGCGGCCGCCGUAUCGUCGAACGGUCUCAGAUUGGGCUCCUCCCCGGGCCCGGAGGCACCCGCGACUACCAUGUCGCCGCACUCCUGAACGCCUCGGGGUCGGGGCCGCUGCAUUACGAGCUCUACGUCUUCAGCUCCAAGACGCGAGCUUGGACUGUUAAGAAGCCCGUCCUGGUUCUGAACGAGCAGCAGCAGCGGCAGGCAGGGGAGUUUCGCCACAUCACGGCGAAGGUGAUCACCGUCGGCGGAGACUACGGCACCAUGGGCUUCGUAGACCAUUCACGGGGAAUCCUCUUCUGCAACGUGCUUCAAGGCGACUGCCCUCAUCUCCACUAUGUGCCUUUGCCGACGCCGCUCCAUCACAGCAGGCUCGACCCCCACGAUGCAUGGCGCGUCUCCGACAUCGCCGUCGACACCAAAGGCGGCCGCAUCAGGUUUCUCGAGAUGUGCCCUCGUGAGAAGACUCAUGGUUGGCGGGCCGUCACCUGGAGCAGGAAUGCUGCUAAUUACCAUGAGGGUUGGAGGCAGGACUGCGACCUUCUUCCUUCCCAGCUGCUCUCCGGCGACCUGCCCGAGCAGCUGCCCCUGCCCAGGGAGUCGUGCUGGGAUAACCGCGGACGACCUCCCCCGCUGACCACCCGGGACAUCGAGAGGAUGUACACCGAAUUUCCCACCUUGAGCUUGCACGAGGACAACACCAUGUACCUGAUGAUCAGUCGCCAUAUUGGCGCACGGAACUGGUGGGUGAUUGCUGUCGAUACGGCCAACAUGACUCUGCAAGACGUUGCUUACUACCGCCCAGAAAGCAGAUUAAUAUUUCGCCAUAGCAAGAUCUCCAACCAUCUCAACAUGGGCGCUUCUCCAGCUGCAAGAAAACGUCCUGGGGUGGAGGCGCUGGAGUCGUCUCGCAAGAAGAAAUUUAUCUUAUCUAUGGUGGAUGAUAUGGUGUCAUCCUCGGUUGGCCAACAAGAGCAGCACCAGGAUGCUGGAACUAUCAAGGGAGCUCAAUAUGGGGAUGAUAUGGACUUGGACAUGACUACAUUGUUGAUCGAGCACUAGAGAUAUGAUGGGUCUUCUUGUAAUAUGGUAACUUCUGCUUUUAUGUCAGACCGUCUCAGAUUUGCCAGACUAGUAUUCACAAGGCAGGGCGGGUGUUACAUGAGACAAUGUGUAGCUCUUGUUCAAAAUGUAGCAGGCUUUUUACCCGCAAAAAAAAAAUAUAGCAGGCAUCGCAUGUUUUAACAGUCAAUUUUA